Molecule: messenger RNA, 321 nt
Organism: Artibeus jamaicensis (Jamaican fruit-eating bat)
Lineage: Eukaryota; Metazoa; Chordata; Mammalia; Chiroptera; Phyllostomidae
Product: 60S ribosomal protein L36a-like
Exons: 1
Coding region: 1-321 (106 amino acids)
Biological process (GO): translation
Cellular component (GO): ribosome; cytosolic large ribosomal subunit
Molecular function (GO): structural constituent of ribosome
Source: RefSeq, a predicted model, not a curated record
AUGGUGAACAUACCCAAAACCCACCACACUUUCUGUAAGAAGUGUGACAAGCAUCAACCCCACAAAGUAACACAGUACGAGACGGGCAAGGAUCCUCCGUACGCCCAGAGGAAGCAGUGUUGUGACAGGAAGCAGAGUGGCUGUGGUGGACAGACUGAGCCGAUUUUCCAAAAAAAGGCUAAAACUACAAAGAAAAUUGUGCUGAGGCUUGAGUGUGUUGAGCCCAACUGCAGAUCUAAGGGAAUGCUGGCUAUUAAGAGAUGCCAGCAUUCUGAACUGGGAGGAGAUACGAAGAUAAAGGGCCAGGUGAUCCUGUUCUAA